AUGUUGCCGGAUGUGCACCACCACGGCAAUGGUGGUCAGCUCCCGCCGGCAACCAGCUUUCCGAGCCCGUUUUCCGGCACGGUGACGAACGCGAAGCCGAAGGGCAACCACGACGAGGAGGACGGCAACGAAAGCCACGAAAGCGAUGGCGAUGAGGGAGAUGACGAUGAGGACGAUGAAUACGAUGAUGGGGGCGAGGAGCUUUUGGAGCACUAUGAUGUGGAUGCAAGGACUGCGGAAGUGGAUCGGCCUGAUCGGCCCGAUGGACAGAAGCACGACUCGCUUGACUAUACGGACAACUUUGAAUCGGCGAGCAUCGAUCAGAUCGCAACGUUCGGCGGUGGGCAAGAUGGGACGCCACUUCCGGUGUUUUUAGUUGAGCCAAAGAGCGCAUAUGUGAUGAAGAAUCGUCCGGCGGAACUGUAUUGUAAGGCGUCGCAUGCACUUCAGGUGACAUUCGGUCUCGUCCCGUUCCAAAUCUCGUUCAAGUGCAGCGGAAGCACGAAGCCACCGCCAACGGUGAAGGAACACCACACCGAUCCACACAGCGGCAUCCAGCUGCAGGAAGCCACGGCCACCAUCACGCGCGAGCUGGUCGACGAGUUCUUCGGCGACGGUCCAUUCAAGUGCGAAUGCCGCGCUUACUCUUCCCGGGGCCACGUCAAGACGCAACCGGUUACGAUCCAGGUGGCAACCAUCAAGAAGCAAAUUAGCAUCUCGCCGAGGAACGUGCGCGUCGGUACGGGUGGUCGGGCCGAGCUGAACUGCAUCGCGAAUGCAACUCCGGCGGCCAAAGUCGUCUGGCUGAAGAACAACAUACCCGUGCAGCCCAAUCCUCCGUUCGUCCUCGUCGGCGACAAUUCGCUCCUGAUUGCCCGAGUCGAGCUUCAGGACAUGGCCAAUUAUACAUGUGUUGCGGAGAACAUAGCCGGCAAGCGCAUCUCUGAGCCAGUUUCAAUCACCGUGUACGUCGACGGUGGCUGGAGCCCCUGGGGUCUCUGGACAGACUGUAAAUGUCCUGGCCAUCCAAAGCAAGGCCAGAAGCGAACCCGAGCGUGCAACAGUCCGGCACCGAUCAACAAUGGAGCGCAGUGUCCGGGGGCGAGUACUGAAACAACGCCCGAUUGUCUUCCUUGUUCCGCCGGCCGCUGGUCAGCCUGGUCGGAGUGGAGCGAAUGCGGUCCGGACUGCACCAGAACUCGGCAGCGAUCGUGCAUCGGCGGUAGGACAGGGGCGGCAGCGUCGACCCAGCUGAUGGCCUCUCAGUCCGGAGGUGCCCACACGGUGACCAGUGCGGCCCUCGUGGCCAAUGGGUCCUCUUCCACCGGUCCCGACCGAGCGCAGGCCUUCGUCGUCGACAGUCCUACGAUCGGGAGCUGCGUCGGGAAGAGCCAGCAGACGGAGAAGUGUAACGGCGGGAUGUGUAACUACACGGUCCAAGAAUAA
Messenger RNA from Anopheles coustani, 1446 nucleotides. RefSeq names its product netrin receptor unc-5-like. NCBI's taxonomy places the organism in Eukaryota, Metazoa, Arthropoda, Insecta, Diptera, Culicidae. The transcript is spliced from 7 exons. The coding region runs from base 1 to 1446 and encodes 481 amino acids. The record is from RefSeq and is a predicted model, not a curated record.